GGUUAAGUUAGCUAGCCCACGAUGGGAAAAGGCUGUAAAGUUGUGGUCUGCGGCUUGGCAUCGGUGGGGAAAACGGCAAUUCUCGAACAGCUUCUCUACGGCAAUCACACUGUGGGCUCUGAAUCGAAUGAAACCCAAGAAGAUGUCUAUGUCGCUUCUGUGGAAACGGACCGCGGUGUGAGGGAACAAUUACGUCUGUACGACACCAGGGGGCUCCAUGACGGCCUUGAUUUACCAAAGCACUAUUUCUCUGUUGCGGAUGGAUUUGUCCUGGUGUACAGUGUCGACAGUUUGGAGUCGUUCAAGAAAGUUGAUGUUCUGAAGAAGGAAAUAGAUAAAUCGAGAGAUAAGAAAGAGGUGACGGUCAUCGUCCUGGGAAACAAGGCGGACCUGCGUGACCGUCGACAGGUGGAUCAGGAGGUGGCCCAGCAGUGGGCGAGGGGGGAGAAGGUGAAGCUUUGGGAGGUUAGCGUUGCGGAGCGCAGCAGCCUGAUCGAACCUUUCACCACCCUCACCAGCCGCCUGACGCAACCCCCCAGCAAGUCUGCCUUCCCCCUCCCCGGGCGCAAGAGCAAGGGGACACCCUCCAACGACAUCUGA
Molecule: messenger RNA, 600 nt
Organism: Chanos chanos (milkfish)
Lineage: Eukaryota; Metazoa; Chordata; Actinopteri; Gonorynchiformes; Chanidae
Gene: nkiras1
Product: NFKB inhibitor interacting Ras-like 1
Exons: 3
Coding region: 22-600 (192 amino acids)
Biological process (GO): Ral protein signal transduction; negative regulation of canonical NF-kappaB signal transduction
Molecular function (GO): GTPase activity; GTPase activating protein binding; GTP binding
Source: RefSeq, a predicted model, not a curated record